Molecule: messenger RNA, 2409 nt
Organism: Myripristis murdjan (pinecone soldierfish)
Lineage: Eukaryota; Metazoa; Chordata; Actinopteri; Holocentriformes; Holocentridae
Gene: toe1
Product: target of EGR1, exonuclease
Exons: 8
Coding region: 351-1931 (526 amino acids)
Biological process (GO): snRNA 3'-end processing
Cellular component (GO): Cajal body
Molecular function (GO): snRNA binding; metal ion binding; 3'-5'-RNA exonuclease activity
Source: RefSeq, a predicted model, not a curated record
CAGGUUUCUUGUCGCAGGACCCCAAAAAGCACGUUGGAAUGUUUACGGUAGCGUGUAAAGUUGUCAACAUUUGUGAAACGUCCAGUUUAAGCGGUAACGACAUCAACUCAGACAGAUAUUGGCUAAACAAACAUACUGUAGCCUAUGAUAUAACAAGCCAGCUAUGGGCAGUGCAUAUGUAUGAAGCGCAGCCGAGCAUGAAAACUCUUGUAAGGUAGCGACGGUUAGCUCAGUGCUAACGUUGACUGGAAAUAAGUGUGCAGCAAACUGUGUCAGCCAGCCGGUCUCGGCAACGAUUUAACAACCAGCUCCCUGAGUGAGUGAGCCCGCUGGCUGAGGUUCACACCAACAUGACGUCCUCAAUGGUGGUUCCAGUUAUCGACGUUCAGGGUGAUAACUUUAAAGAGCUGUGGCCCGCCAUGGUGCUGGCCAUCAAAACCGCCUCCUUCGUCGCAGUGGACACGGAGCUGAGUGGUCUUGGGAACAGGAAGGCCCUACUGGCUGAAUGUAUCGAGGAUCGCUACAAAGCAAUAUGCCACGCAGCUCGCUCCCGCUCCAUCCUCUCCCUGGGAAUCGCCUGCUACAAGAAACUAGACAGCAAGGCUGCGGACACGUACCUGGUCCAGGUGUACAACCUCACCCUGCUGUGCUCAGAGGAGUACAUAAUCGAGCCUCAGUCGGUCCAGUUCUUGGUGCAGCAUGGAUUUGACUUCAACAAGCAGUAUGCCCAGGGAGUGCCCUACCACAAGGGCAAUAGUAAGGGCUGUUCGGACAGCCAGGGCGUCAGCAGCCGGGCCUUAUUCACCGAACUGCUGCGUGCCAGGAAGCCCUUGGUGCUCCACAACGGCCUCAUCGACAUGGCCUUCCUCUACCAGUGUUUCUAUGCCCACCUGCCUGAGCGCCUGGCCACCUUCACAGCUGACCUGUCUGAAAUGUUCCCUGCUGGCAUCUACGAUACCAAAUAUGCCACUGAGUUUGAGCUCCGGCUCACCGCCUCCUAUCUGGAGUACGCCUACAAGAAAUGUAAGUUGGAUAACAGCCGCAGUGUGGCGUCUGGAGGGAGCGGACCUCACGUCCACGUAGAGUUCUGUCAGUAUGUGGGUCACAUGUCCAGCUAUGUGGACUACAGAGAAUGUCCAGCCAUGGCUUCUAAUGAGGGACAGGCUAACAGCGUCUGCCAGCGCUUCUCUGCAUUUGGCUGGUGUCCCAAUGGUGCCCAGUGCCCCUUAUCCCACGAUACAGACCUCAUCAUUCUCCAGGACGAGAAAGGCAAGGAGGAUAAGAGGAGCAAGAGGAAGAGGAGAAAAGAGAGGAAGAGAGGCAGAGGAGAGGAAACAGAGGGCUCCUCUAUCUUUGAUGGGGCCCCCGAAAACAAAAUAUCCCACAUGGAACUGGAUUCUGAAGAACCACUGGACCUCCACCAGGAGGCCACCAGCGAGCUGUGCCCAGAAGGCAAGGCUCCUUUUGGGGCAGAGAAUGCUGACGGAGGCCCUGUGACGGCUGGAGCUCCCGACACACCUCUAACGGACUCUCAUGAAAACAGCCCGCAGAAAGAAGAGGCAGUGUGCAUGAAACCGGACAGCGAGGGGAACAGCUCAGCUAAGACCGAUGCUGAGAGGAAGAAGCUCGAGGCGGGCUCGCACCGGGCUGGGUUCGACGCCUUCAUGACGGGGUACAUCUUCGCCUACGCGUGUACUCUGGCCAAGAAAGAACAGGGAACAGCAGCGUCAGAGGAGAAGAGGCAGCAGGAGGAGUCGUGGCUUCCUGCCUGUGUCAAUAAAGUCUACCUGAGCGGCAAGGCGGCUCCUCUCCACAUCGUGAAAAGCACUUUCUCCAAGUCGUCCAAGGCCCACGUCCAUAAGAUGGAAAUGGUGUGGGGGAAGAGCGUCGCGGCCACACUGGCUGACAGGGCUCCGCAGGCCAACAUGUAGAUUAUACAUGAGAACACACACUGUUUUUCUUUUUGUUUAGCAUUCAUUUUAAUGACAGCUCCUGUGGUCUGCACACAGUGUUUCCUGGAGUUUUAUACUUUUGUAGUGACAUCACAUUCUGGUAAUACAUUACCAGAAUUGGAAAAAAAAAUACUGUGCCAGCUGUGUGUAUUGAGGAGCUUGGUUUCCACAGUGAAGGCAGCUUUGAUAACAUUUUCUAACAUUAGAUCACGGCUGGUCUUUGUCAAGGAAGAGCUUCUGAAAAUGAUGUAUACACUGAAGAGAUGGAUCAUAUUUUUCUUAAUCACCUAAAUUACGUUCCUGUUGUCAAAGAAUAAAUCACAGGAAGACUUGAAUUAUCUAGCUUUCCUGUAUAAACAGCAUCAUUGUUUUGACUAAACUGUGAAUCUUAUUUUGGACAGACACAUUUGUGCAUUUCAUUUGAUGUAAAUGUCUAAUAAACAGACAGUUUUGGCUA